GAGGGAGAGGGGCAGAUGCGACGAGAUGCGAGCAACAGUCAUUGUCCAUGGCAUGACAAUGGCUGAAGCAGGACUAAGAGUCCGUCCAAACCUGAGUAGGUUCACCAUGGCCACAAUUAUCAGGGCAUUCAGACAACACAACAGAGUUGAAAGAAUGCCACAUAGAGGUGGGAGGGUUGCCAUAUUUACAGCGGCACAAGAAACCCUCAUUGUGGAUAUGGUUCGUGAGAACAACCUCAUCAGACUCCGGGAGAUCAGAGACAAAGUCAUUGCCGAUAAUGUGAACUUUGAGGGCAUUGAUGAUGUCAGCUUGGCCACAAUAGACCGAGUUCUCCGGCGCCAAAAGAUGCGGAUGAAACAAGUCUAUAGGGUUCCCUUUGAGCGAAACUCUGCACGACACAAAGACCUACGUUACGAGUAUGUGCAAAGGAUAUUACAGUUGGACACGCUGGCCAGACCUCAUGAGUACCUCUUCCUGGAUGAGGCUGGCUUCAACCUGCAGAAACUAAGGCAAAGAGGCCGUAACAUCAUUGGCCAAAGAGCCAUCACUGAGGUUCCUGGCCAACGGGGGGGUAAUAUUACUCUUUGUGCGGCCAUGGGUUUGGAGGGGCUUGUCCACCGGCAGGCUGUCCUUGGGUCUUACAACACCCAACGUCUCCUAACCUUCCUAGAGGAGCUAAAAGAUAUCCUCCUGGACCGCCAACAACACCAUCCUGGGCCCGAACAUCCCAUUUAUGUGAUCAUUUGGGACAAUGUACGCUUCCACAGAACAAACCAAAUCAGAGUGGUUCACCACCAAAAGUAA
Messenger RNA from Micropterus dolomieu (smallmouth bass), 805 nucleotides. RefSeq lists its product as uncharacterized. The record is from RefSeq and is a predicted model, not a curated record. Lineage: Eukaryota; Metazoa; Chordata; Actinopteri; Centrarchiformes; Centrarchidae. Gene Ontology annotation, molecular function: nucleic acid binding. The coding region runs from base 26 to 805 and encodes 259 amino acids. The transcript is spliced from 4 exons.